This is a messenger RNA of Diospyros lotus (date-plum), 1598 nucleotides long. Its product is annotated as protochlorophyllide reductase. Bases 133 to 1332 code for a protein of 399 amino acids. Gene Ontology annotation, molecular function: protochlorophyllide reductase activity. The record is from RefSeq and is a predicted model, not a curated record. The transcript is spliced from 5 exons. Lineage: Eukaryota; Viridiplantae; Streptophyta; Magnoliopsida; Ericales; Ebenaceae.
AUUCCAUCAAUAGCCCCAUAAUGCUAUCUUAUCCCCUUCAAUCUCCUCUGAAACCCAUACGGAAAAACCCACUGGGCACGGAUACAAGGCUCCGGAGAAACGCCAUUAUAGUCGAGUUGCCUUGAAGCUCAGAUGGCCUUCCAAGCAGCUUCUCUUCUUCCGUCUGCGAUUUCUGUCUGCAAAGAGGGGAAGCCCAAUGCUUCUCUUAGGGAAACAAGUUUCUUUGGAUCAGUUUCAGUCUAUCAUCUCAAAGCCGAAUUCAACACGUACAGCAUCACAAGCAAGGAAUUCAAGAGAAAAUCCUCUGUUAAACCUAUUGUAGCUCAAACAGCUGCCACAACUCCAGGAAUCACCCAGGCUGCGCCAGAAGGAAAGAAAACUUUGAGGAAGGGCAAUGUGAUAAUCACCGGUGCAUCCUCUGGGCUGGGACUAGCCACAGCAAAGGCUCUGGCUGAGGCAGAAAAUUGGCACAUCAUCAUGGCAUGCAGAAAUUUUCUCAAGGCUGAGAAAGCGGCAAAAUCUGUCGGUAUUCCUAAGCAGAACUACACCAUCAUGCAUCUAGACCUUGCUUCCUUUGACAGUGUCCGCCAGUUCGUGGAUACCUUUCGUCGUUCAGGGAGGCCCCUCGACGUGCUGGUUUGCAAUGCUGCAGUCUACUUGCCCACCGCCAAGGAGCCAACUUUCACUGCUGAAGGCUUUGAACUCAGUGUUGGCACUAACCAUCUCGGGCACUUCCUUUUGUCAAGGCUGCUGCUUGAUGACAUGAAAAAAUCAGAUUACCCACUAAAGCGUCUCAUAAUCGUUGGCUCCAUAACAGGAAAUACAAACACCAUAGCCGGGAAUGUGCCUCCAAAGGCAAAUCUCGGGGAUCUAAGGGGACUGGGAGGAGGAUUGAAUGGGAUAAACAGCUCGGCCAUGAUAGAUGGGGGAGAGUUUGACGGUGCCAAGGCCUACAAAGACAGCAAAGUAUGCAACAUGCUCACAAUGCAAGAGUUUCACAGGCGAUACCACGAGGAGACAGGAAUAACCUUCGCUUCCCUCUACCCCGGCUGCAUUGCCACAACCGGUUUGUUCAGGGAACACAUCCCCCUGUUCAGGCUGCUAUUCCCCCCGUUCCAGAAAUACAUCACCAAGGGUUAUGUCUCUGAAGAGGAAGCCGGGAAGCGACUUGCACAGGUAGUAAGUGAAGCGAGUUUAACAAAGUCCGGGGUGUACUGGAGCUGGAACAAGAAUUCUGCCUCCUUCGAGAACCGGCUCUCGCAAGAAGCCAGCGAUCCAGAGAAGGCGCGAAAAUUAUGGGAGGUCAGCGAGAAGCUCGUCGGAUUGGCUUAACAAAGCAAAGCUCAGCUCAGCACAGCACAGCACUAGAAUUUCUUGCCUUGCCUGUAAUUAAAGUACCCAACUGUUGUGAGUUUUGGUUGUUAAUUCUAGCACUUGGAGGGGACUCCAAUUUUGAUGGGUGGGAUGGAUGGAUAGAGUGAAAGUGGUCAUAUAAUGGUUGUGUGAAGUAGUAAUUAAGUUGAUGAUAUUAAUUACGUGUAAUUAUCAAGUAUAUUAUCAUAUCAUUAGUUUGUUUAUUUAUAACAUAUUUAAGACAA